AUGGAAGUCUUCUGUCAAGGGGAUGUGCCACCAUCGUACAUUCCUCGGAGGUUCUAUACACCAUCCGAUCUGGCUAGCCACAGCAAGAACAAUGACUGUUGGGUAGCAGUACAUGGCAGAGUACUGGACCUUACCAACCUCAUGGCCAGCAACAGGUCGGCUCUCAGCACACCCAUUCUCAAGGCGGCUGGCACCGACAUAAGCCAUUGGUUCGAGCUGGACAGCGAGGGACUGCCGACGCCGAAGCUCUUCAAUGACCCACAGCUUUCCGAUAUGAGAGUUCCAUUCUGUCCUACUGGCCGUUACCUUCACAUCCCCACUCCCCUCCCCGACUCAAGCCACCGAGACGAGGCUACUGAUAUUCCGUGGUGGCUCGAUCCACAAUACCAUAUUGGCAGCCUGGCCACAGCAACUCGGAAGAUUGGUCUCCUGAACGUCCUCAUUGGACAGACAUGCAUACUAGAAGUCCCGAUAGAGGAAACUCUAGCAGAGAUUGCUACACGGUACCACGAUUACAAUUUUCACGCAUUGAGCUACACAUGGAAGCGACUAGGCAGGAAGCUGGAUAUGGAGAAGACCUUGGAGGAAAACGGCGUCCCUGACGAGGCGAAUUUGCUGAAGAGCCUCGAUGUCGAUCCUGAUGAGCAUAUUCCCGUACUGCACCUCUACUUCAAUGAUGACCUCACUGAAGCAUAA
Molecule: messenger RNA, 696 nt
Organism: Perkinsus marinus ATCC 50983
Lineage: Eukaryota; Perkinsozoa; Perkinsida; Perkinsidae
Exons: 6
Coding region: 1-696 (231 amino acids)
Source: RefSeq, a predicted model, not a curated record